UUUAUUCGACUUAUAGCAGAGGAACCGAACGGUAGCGUUCAUUUAAAUACGCAUUUUAUUUUUUUACACAAUCAAGUUUUUACACUAUCCCGAGUAUAUUUUGCAUAACACUUGUAAUUUUGCAAUUUAUAAGUAUAGUGCUAGGAAUUAUCUAACGAAAUUCUUUACAACGGCAACAACAUGGCGGAAGCUACAAGUCAAGAGUUCAACAAGAAGACCUUCCUCGAGCAUUACUGGCAAAAGCAGAAAGAGCUCACCCGCCGACAGCGUCAAUAUAAGACGAUACUAUCGACGAAAUUGAGCACGCGCAAAGAGACGAUCAUGACGCAAAGUUACCAAAACACCAUCGAUCAAUUGAAUUUAGAGAAGGAUACAUUGCGUGCACAAAUUUGGGUUGCCAGCGGCGAAACGCAUCGACGUCAAAGCAAUCGUGCGCUGUCCAAUAUACAGUGUCAUGUGGCGUGUCAGGAGCAUUUAGCCGACGAUAUACGCUAUUAUAAAGAAUCUACAAUGAAUUUGCAACGCGAAAUUAGUCGCGUGAACAAACAAGUCUACGAACUGAAUAGACGCACGGUGCCCGAUACACAGCAUCAAGCGUAUGUGGCUCGCAUGCGCAAGAAACUGGACAUAUUGGAGAAUCAGCUAGAGGUGGGCGUGCGAACCGAGUGCGCUUUCGCGGCGAUUAAUAGCGAAUUGCGCGAAGAUUUGAUAAUGUUGCUGCAACAUCGCACCACUUUCAAUGAAGCCUACACGAAGUUGGUGCAAAAGUUGAACAGCGAUAGAAAAUAUAUAGUGGAUCUGAUCGAAUAUGCUUUAGCCACUUUCGAGAGUUGCAUACACGCCUACGAGAAAAUAAAUAUACUGACGAAGAAAGAUGCGCAGGAUCGUGAAAUGAAAAUGGUCGAAAUGCAGGCGAUCAUGCGGAAUAGAGCGGCCGAAGACGCGAAAUUUGAAUUUUUGGAUUGUAAAGCGCACGAGAGAAUAAUUGAUGACUUGCAACCGAAAGAGUAUCGGCGGCGUGAAAAAUUCAGGCAGAAACAUCGUAAGCGUAUCGACUUGUACAAUACAAUAUUGCAGAAAAUUUUAGAUUACACCAAUUCCACCGACGUCGAUGCGGUCAUUAACAAGUUCCAAGAGCAAGAGAGUCUCUAUUAUUCAUACUUUAAUUACGCCAAUGAAAUGAGCUAUCACAUGACUUUACUAAAUAAUUCCGUUAAUCGGUUGCUUAAUGAAAUUUUCGAACUGAAACAUACGAAUCACAAUACCUUACAGAAUCAACUCGAGACCAUUGAAAAGCUGGAUAACAACUUAAAGGAGAAGCAAAAGCACAACGAUGAGUUACGCGAAGUGCGCGAUAAAAACGAUGAGCGUUUGGAGAAAUUACUACAGGGUAUACAAAUAAUUAAGGAUCAAUCACGUGCCGAUUGCAAGUCGUUCGAAGCAUUGCUGGGUGAUUUCACCAGAGUCAAUCUCUUCAAUAUGCGGCACUUCCUAAAGAUACUGGAAAAGCGCGUACACUCCAUAACGGUGGCACAGUAUGUGCGAGCGACGCGUUAAGAAGCACCGAGCGAAUAUAUUGUUAGGAUGUUGUCAUGCGAUUGUCCGACACCGUUAGAUGAUCGUGCCACCCAACAGUGUCAGUGUGGCGAGGCCGAUGCCACCAACGUCGAUGAUACCGAAGGUGGCGAGGGCAAGAGCUUGAAUACGGUAUUGAAGAAAUUGUACGAGCGUAUCAAUCAACCGGAGAUUCAGUAUCGCUUGCACAGCAAUCAGUGUCGUUUGCCACAUUCGCGUAUACUUGCCGCAAAACGUAAUGGCUAA
Messenger RNA from Bactrocera oleae (olive fruit fly), 1821 nucleotides. NCBI's taxonomy places the organism in Eukaryota, Metazoa, Arthropoda, Insecta, Diptera, Tephritidae. The record is from RefSeq and is a predicted model, not a curated record.